Molecule: messenger RNA, 1714 nt
Organism: Megalops cyprinoides (Indo-Pacific tarpon)
Lineage: Eukaryota; Metazoa; Chordata; Actinopteri; Elopiformes; Megalopidae
Gene: cdk9
Product: cyclin-dependent kinase 9 (CDC2-related kinase)
Exons: 8
Coding region: 17-1198 (393 amino acids)
Biological process (GO): protein phosphorylation
Cellular component (GO): nucleus
Molecular function (GO): ATP binding; cyclin-dependent protein serine/threonine kinase activity
Source: RefSeq, a predicted model, not a curated record
CGCCAAACAAACAGGGAUGCAGCGAGACAAGAGCGGAAGCUCCGGCGGUGCUGAAAAGCCCGACCGUGAGGCUGCCAUCAUGUCCAAAUAUUACGAUGGAGUCGAGUUUCCUUUCUGCGACGAGUUUUCCAAAUAUGAAAAACUUGCAAAGAUUGGCCAGGGCACCUUUGGGGAGGUGUUUAAGGCUAAACACCGGCAGACGGGGAAGAAGGUGGCUUUGAAGAAAGUGCUUAUGGAGAAUGAAAAGGAAGGGUUCCCUAUCACAGCUCUGAGAGAGAUCAAGAUUCUGCAACUGCUGAAACAUGAAAAUGUUGUAAACCUUAUUGAGAUCUGUAGGACUAAAGCCACCCAGUUUAAUCGCUACAAGGGCAGCAUUUACCUGGUGUUUGAUUUCUGUGAGCACGACCUGGCUGGGUUGCUCAGCAACGCCAACGUCAAGUUCACCUUGGCUGAGAUCAAGAAGGUCAUGCAGAUGUUGCUGAAUGGACUAUACUACAUCCAUAGAAACAAGAUUCUGCACCGUGACAUGAAGGCUGCAAACGUACUCAUCACGAGAGAUGGUGUUCUCAAGUUGGCAGAUUUUGGUUUGGCACGAGCGUUCAGCCUGGCCAAGAACAGCCAGGGGAACCGCUACACCAACCGCGUCGUCACACUUUGGUAUCGACCACCCGAGCUACUGUUAGGCGAGAGGGACUACGGCCCCCCCAUCGACCUGUGGGGCGCGGGGUGCAUCAUGGCGGAGAUGUGGACGCGCAGCCCCAUCAUGCAGGGCAACACGGAGCAGCACCAGCUCACCCUCAUCAGCCAGCUGUGUGGCUCCAUCACUGCAGAGGUGUGGCCAGGUGUGGACAAGAAGUAUGAGCUGUAUCAGAAAAUGGAAUUGCCCAAAGGUCAGAAGCGUAAGGUGAAGGACAGGCUAAAGGCCUAUGUGAAGGACCCCUACGCCUUGGACCUGAUCGAUAAGCUCCUGGUCCUUGACCCCGCCCAGCGCAUAGACAGUGAUGAUGCCCUCAACCAUGACUUCUUCUGGUCGGACCCCAUGCCCUCUGACCUCAAAAACAUGCUCUCCACCCACAACACGUCCAUGUUCGAGUACCUGGCCCCGCCCCGACGGAGGGGACACAUGCCCCAGCAGCCAGCCAAUCAGAACAGAAAUCCGGCCACCACCAGCCAGACAGAAUUCGAUCGAGUGUUUUGAUUGGAUGUGGGAGAGCAUGAGGCAGACUCUGGUUGGAUGGAAGAUGUAAGGGUGUGGGUGCUGGUAUCAGAAUGAUCCAUGGAACCCUCCCGUCCUUUUGACUAGAAGCACCGCCAGGUGUAUGACUGAAACCAUCACUUACCUCUUAAUAUGUAUUCUUCCAUCUUGUGUUUCUUCUAUCCAUGUGGCAAGGAUUAAACACAGGGAAUCUCAACAUGCCUGGAGUAUGCUCUAAGAUCAUUUGUCAGGUUCUGACUUUUGUGUCUUUAGAUCUGUUGGGAAAGUAACAGUUCCACAACUUCAGAGAUGUUGGCAGCCUGCUUUCAUCCUUGUGGGGCUUACCUUUAACUUUUGACCCCUUACUCACGUGCAGCAAGCACCUUCCAGUGGUAAGAAUGCAAAAGGUUGAAAAUGAUUAUGCACAGAUAUAAACAUGGCUGCUACUGCCAUCUCCUAGCUCCAUGCUGAAUCCAGAGGUGCUUCGUUCUGCUGUUUUUUUUGUGAAAUACCCCAGCU